AUGCGAACGUCCCUCAAGUGUCUAGUAUUCUAUUUGAUAGUUGGUGUUAUCUUACUUAAUCUAUAUUUUAUCGGUCAACUAUAUUUUCAUUAUGAAAAUAAUCAAGAAAAUAAACAACAUCAAAAUCUACAUCAACAUUCAAAAGAUUUUUUUCCUUUUAUUGACAAACAAGGUGAACUAGUCAAUCAACUAUCAUAUAAAAUGAAUGAUCUCAAAAAUAAUAGUGAAUUUCUUGUAUUGGAUUGGACUGGUCAUCAACAUAUAUUUCGAGAACAAGAUCCGAUUAAAUGUGAUUUUUCUGAUAUAACUCGUGAGCAAUGUGUAUCAAAAUUUAAACAAUUAACAAAUGAUGUUCUUCGUUUGCAUCUUAUUGAACGAUGCAUACGUUUAUUAACAUUGACUAUACAUUGGACAGAUAAUCAAGCACAUUUGAAAGAAGCUGAUCUUAUAUCAUAUCAUUCUAUUCAUAUGCCAUCAAAUAAUUUACCAAAAUUAGAACGUAGUGAUAAACGACAACAAUAUUCAACUGUUUAUGUACUUGAAAGUGAAGUACAUUCAUCUGGUGGUCAUGAUUGGCAUGAAAUUGAUUUUCCCAUGUGGUAUAAUCUAGAACGUUCAUAUCCUGAACCAGCUACUUAUUUCGAAAUAAAAAUCUAUCUUGAUAAAUUAUUUGCACCUGUUCGAGUACCAUUUUCAAAAAAAACUACAUCAGCACCAAUUAUAUGGAUUAUAUCAAAUUGUAAUGCUUAUAAUGGUCGUCAAUCAUUGGUUCGACAAUUAAUGUCAUAUAUUCGUAUUGAUUCAUUCGGUGGUUGUCUUAAUAAUGCAAAAUCUGCUCAGGCACAAACACGUGCACAAUCAAAUUCCGAAUUAUAUGCAUCAUAUAAAUUUGUUAUAUCAAUUGAAAAUUCAAAUUGUGAAGAUUAUGUUACAGAAAAAUUAAUUGAUGGAUUAUCAUCAACAGCUGUACCUAUUGUUGCUAGUCGUGAUGGAAAACCUGAUUAUACACAUUUUGCACCAAAUCAUUCAUAUAUUAAUGUAUAUGAUUAUAAAACAGUGAAAGAAUUAGCUGAUUAUUUAAAUUAUUUAUCAAAUAAUGAAACAGCUUAUAAUGAAUAUCUUUGGUUUAGACAACCACCAGCAAAUAAAUAUGCAGCAUCAGGUAUUACUGAACGAUCAUUAAGUGAAAAUCUUCGUUUAGCUGAUGAAAUAUUGGGUGUAAAUGCUACAAUGCGUCAAUGGUUAUUAGCUAAAGAAGCUAGUAUUAAUAAAUAUUGUAAAUUGGUAAAAUUUAUUCAUACAACAUAUUGGAAAUUAAUUUAUAAACGAAAAAAAAGUGACCGACCAACUCCAAAUGAAGUUUGCUUACCAUCGAAUGAUAUAGCUAUGUAUUUUUCUAAUUCAUCAUCUGUUGCUAUUGCUGCUUAA
Molecule: messenger RNA, 1428 nt
Organism: Rotaria sp. Silwood2
Lineage: Eukaryota; Metazoa; Rotifera; Eurotatoria; Philodinida; Philodinidae
Source: the annotation of a GenBank genome assembly